Molecule: messenger RNA, 2574 nt
Organism: Morchella sextelata
Lineage: Eukaryota; Fungi; Ascomycota; Pezizomycetes; Pezizales; Morchellaceae
Exons: 9
Coding region: 1-2574 (857 amino acids)
Source: RefSeq, a predicted model, not a curated record
AUGCUGGCAGAAAAAUGGAAAAUGCUUCAACCACAUGAACGUUACUGGCCUGGUCCAAACAUUGGGUUCACAUUCAAAGACAAGGAACUACAUACCACUGGAACCUCUGGCGUCGCUUUCCAUCAUGCUGGCCUAGACGUCAAUGACAGGACUUUGAUAGAACGAUUAUUUCUAGAGGGCUGCCUUCAAGUGAUCUGUUGCACGUCAACCUUGGCCGUCGGAGUGAAUCUCCCGGCACAUCUAGUGAUUAUCAAAAAUACAGUGACUUGGGCAGACGGGCAAACAAAGGAUUACGCUGAGUUAGAAGUUAUGCAGAUGGUUGGAAGGGCAGGCAGGCCACAAUUCGACGACAGUGCAGUUGCGGUGAUCAUGACAAAGAGAGAGAACAAGAUGAAGUAUGAGAAAAUGGUUUCGGGAACAGAACCACUCGAAAGCUGUUUAAACGGAAAUUUGGUGGAACAUAUGAAUGCUGAAGUAGGCCUUGGAACAAUAACCAACGUCGAGUCCGCAAAAACGUGGCUCCGAUCAACCUUUCUUUACGUCCGGCUCAAGCGUAAUCCUACGCAUUAUAAAUUUGAUCAACACGGAGGGUCCGAAGACGCGGAUCGUGACUUAGAGGAGAUAUGUGAGAAGAAUAUAGAUCUUUUACAUCAAGCUGGACUCUUAUUAAAGCAUGAAGCAAGAUUAAAAUGUUCAGAGCUUGGUGAUGCAAUGGCUCGAUACUACAUCAAGUUUGUUACAAUGCAAACAAUCUUAGAGUUGGAAAAGAAAGCAGGCCUACCCGAGGUGCUAUUGAUACUUUCACAAGCUCAAGAGUUCAGAGAUAUCCGUUUUCGCAGCGGGGAGAAAGGGUUAUUUAAAGAGUUAAAUAAAUUAGUAAAGUACCCUUUGAACGGAGAACUAACCAAUGCGUCUCACAAAGCAUACAUUUUGAUUCAGUUCGAGAUCGGAAUGAUGGAGUUCCCGGUCGAAGCAAACUUUCAAAAGUUCAAAGCCACUCUGAUGCAGGAUAAAAGCCUAAUUUUUCAACACUGUCACAGAGUAAUGCGCUGCAUUAUUGACGGUAAACUACAUUUUAAGGAUUCAGUAUCUGUUAGAUCCGCUUUGGAGGUGGCUAGGUCUCUAAAAGCAAGAGUCUGGGAGAAUUCUCCACUCCAGCUUCGUCAAAUUGAAGGAUUUGGGCCAGCAUCUGUAAAGAAACUUGUGAAUGCUGGCAUACGCAGCUUGGGAAUGCUUGAGACGCUCGAAGCUCAUAAGAUCGAGACUAUUUUAUCUCGGAACCCACCUUUUGGUUCUAAGAUUAUAAGGGCUGUACGGGAUAUCCCAAAGUUACAAGUUAUCUCUCGUCAAGUCUCUAAGGCUGGGAAUGGCAAAGAUUCUGUCAAGCUAAAGGUGCGAGUUGAGAUUGGAUAUCUGAACGAUAAGGUCCCUGGAAAGUACCGUGGGAUGGUUUUAUUCGCGAAUUUCCUUGCAGAAAGAUCUGAUGGUUUAUUAAUCGAUUUCAGAAGAAUACCAAUUGGUAAGCUGGAGGGCGGAAAAGAUAUUCAGUUUAUGGUUGAGCUCGAGCACAAAGAGCAAACGGUUAUAUGUUACUUGGUGUGCGAAGAUAUAGUUGGCACCUUGAAAUUCCAUGAGCUCAAACCAGAUGUUGAAAGCGCUUUGUACCCUGGUGGGGGAUGUCCAGCGUUACCAUCACCACCACCAAAUAUAAGGAGAACAGACAUGAGCAGAUUCAUUACCGCUCGAGAAUUAUGUAAAACCUCAAGUGUAGGCUGCUUAGGAGCGAAUACACGCGCUUCAACGGAUAUAGGCCAGGCUACGAGGACUACCGGGAGCUUAGCAGUUUCUGAAGAGAAGGAUUUGUGUUUCUUGAAUAUAGAUGAUUUUGAUAUGUCUGAUUUCGACGACAGUGCCUCACAAGAAGCUAAGAAGAACACAGAUACAAAUAACUUUCGAACCAAAGCCGAGAUUGACCUUGAUGGUUUAGAAAGUAGUGGGUUAGAAACAAAUGAGCAGCUUCCAAAUGGGAAUUACGUUUGCAGGCAUAGGUGUGGGGAUAAAAAGAAAUGCAAACAUUUUUGUUGCCGCGAUGGGCUGGAGAAGCCGCCGAAGCCGUUAAAGCGAAAGAAAAGCAUACCGGAUGCAAAACCCCUGCAAGUGCCAGCCCCAAGGAAAAUCGAUCAACAGGAAAUUCUUUCCUCAAAACCUAAACAAAAACCUCGAAUGUCGGCCAUUGUUACCCACAUGAAAAAUGUGGACAUUGAAGUACUGGACCUUGUCGGUGACGAAAGCAGCACUUAUGAGCGAAGGGGUGCAACUAGCGACUUAGAGAAACUCAAAAAGCUUCAUUCCACCACUAAACCUACUUUCUCUGGUAUCGAGCAACCUAGCUUGACGAACUAUAAAAGGGUGCUUUCUCCUGCCAAAGAAUCUGGACCAAUGCCGAGUAGGAGUUUUUACCCUCCCCAAGAACCUUCGGCCGCUGAUGUUAAUGGAUCGGAAGGAGGAGAACAAGGUGGUGAUAUGCCACUGAUCGAGCUAACAAUGGGGGCCGGCGGGGCAUGCACUAUAUAA